AUGGUUGAUCACGAGCUUCCCUCCGACGCAUUGCGACUAGCCACCGAAGAUAGUGCGACAGAGAAAUUCGAGUCGCGAGAGUCUUCAACCCAAGACCAGAAGCCGUCAGAAAGCACAGAGGAGCCUGGAGAGGACGAGGACGAAGGAGGUCUUGGAGUCUACUUUCGAAUCUUUCGAUAUGGUGACAAUCUCGACUAUGUUCUAUAUGCUAUUGGAAUAUUAGGUGCUAUUGUAGUCGGCGCUGCUUUACCUCUAAUGACCCUGGUAUUUGGUUCGUCGACCAGUUCUUUUAAUGGCUACGCAGUCGGUCAAGGCAACUCGAGUCAAUUCCGAAACGACAUCGACCAUCUGGUUCUCUACUUUGUGUAUCUGUUCAUUGGUCGCUUUGUCAUUGGUUAUGUAGCAACUCUCUGCAUUUGCAUUGCUGCUGCCAGGACCACCAAUGCCCUGAGGGAAGCGUUUCUGGAAAGCCUGCUCAGGAAAGAAAUAUCCCACUUUGACUUGAAAGGCAAUGGGUCUGCCGCGACACAAGUCACUACAAACGGUCAUCGCAUCAAUCAAGGCAUUGCCGAGAAGCUCUUUUCUCUUGUCAUGGGAAUCUCGCUGUUCUUCUCGUCGUACAUCGUUGCGCUUGCCGUACAGUGGAAGCUUGCUCUCAUCACGAUGAGUAUAGUGCCAGCGAUUGUGCUUAUCACAGGAGGUUGCAUCGCUUUAGAUGCGCCUAUAGAAGCCCGGAUUACUCGAAUCUACUCCCGCGCCGCAACGCUGGCACAAGACGCUUUAAGUUCCAUCAAGACUAUACACGCGUUUGGAGCACAGGAAAAGAUUGUGGAAUGGUAUGACGAUUACCUACAAAAAGCACACAACGAGGGAAACAAGAAGUCACUGUUAUACGGUGUCUUGUUCAGCGGCCAGACUUUUCUCGUCAUGUCAGGCACCUCGCUUGCGUUCUGGCAGGGCUUUCGGAUGUUUCGAAGUGGCGAGAUCGCGAACGUCGGCACUGUCCUUACGGUCAUCUUGAGUGUCACACUCGGAGCAACUUCUGUCUUGCUCAUAAUGCCGCAGAUACAGGCAAUCACGAAUGCUUCAUCGGCUGCAGCAGAGCUAUUUGCCAUCAUCGACAAGCCAUCUAUGCUUGACCCCCUCUCUUCCGAAGGCAAAACACCCCACACUUGUGUCGGAGACAUCGAGAUUCGUAACCUAUCUUUCUCAUAUCCUUCACGGCCCACAGCACCGGUACUUCAGGACCUCAGCUUGCGUAUACCAGCUGGUAAGACGACUGCCCUUGUUGGACCCAGCGGAUGCGGCAAAUCAACUCUAGUUGGGCUACUGGAACGAUGGUAUCAGCCAACCUCAGGCCAGAUCCUGCUGGAUGGUCACGAUAUCACCACGUUCAACACUAAUUGGCUACGUACCCAUAUUAGACUCGUACAGCAAGAGCCAACACUGUUUCAAGGCACGGUGGCGUCCAAUGUCGCAAAAGGUCUUGUAGGAGAGCAAUUGAGUUUGACUGAGGAGCAACAAACGCAGCUUAUUCAUAAUGCUUGCAUGGCAGCAGACGCACAUGACUUCAUUCAGAAGUUCCCUGAAGGCUAUGAUACACAGCUUGGAGGGCGAGCCAGUAUGCUGAGCGGCGGACAAAGACAGCGAAUCUCCAUUGCGAGAAGCAUUGUGGCCGACCCGAAGAUCUUACUUUUCGAUGAAGCAACAAGCGCAUUGGACCCACGCGCAGAAAGGGUUGUCCAGGCUGCGCUCAAUCGCGUUUCUGUCAACAAGACAACACUAAUCAUCGCACACAAACUCGCGACGGUCAUGGCAGCCGACAACAUUGCAGUUAUGACUAGUGGGAAGGUCGUCGAACAGGGCACACAUAGCGAACUCCUCGAGCGAGAUGGUCUCUACGCAGCUAUGGUUCGUGCACAAGACCUGGGAGCUACCGAGAAAGAAUCCAAUGUACUAUCACAGAAGCCAGAGGGAGAUGGCAACCCUGGAAAGACAAACUUCGUGGUUGACGCAUCCUCAACAAAAACAGACCACCUGAAGUCGAGCACAACACCAUCAGAGUCGGACAAACUCGUUGCUGGUACUCUCAACUUCUCACUGAUCAAAUGCAUCCUCAUCAUGCUCAAAGAACAUCCAGACUUGUACCCAUGGUAUGUACUCAUCAUGUUGGUCUACUUGACUGUUGGUGGUACCCAGCCAGCCCAAGCCAUCAUAUUUUCUCGUCUCAUCCGCGUCUUCACGCUUGAAGGCUCGGAAGCCAAACGACAAGCCGAUUUCUUUGCCCUCAUGUUCUUUGUCCUGGCGCUCGUGAAUCUUGUCGGCUAUUUCCUGAUUGGAGUAUGCUACAACACACUUGGCCAGAAACUCACCCAUCGCUAUCGUCGAGAAAUGGUCGAGCGCAUAAUCCACUUUGAUCAAGACUUCUUCGACCGGCCUGAGAAUUCAUCUGGCGCAUUGACUGCCAAGUUGUCUUCUGUUCCUUCAUCAGUACAGGAGUUGAUGUCCGCCAAUCUUGGUCUGAUGUUGAACGUGAUAGUCAACAUCGUAGCUACUAGUGUAGUGGCUAUUGCAUUUGGCUGGAAACUAGGUCUCACACUAGUCUUUGCUGGACUCACUGUGAUUGUUGCUGGAGGAUACAUCCGCAUCAGACUGGAUCAGAAGCUGGAAGCUUCGACAGAAGAGCAGUUCGCAAGCAGUGCCGGCUUGGCCUCUGAAGCUGUUUCUUCGAUAAGAACUGUCAGUUUCCUCGCACUCGAAAGGUCUGUGAUGCGCGAGUAUAGCGAAAAGUUAGAUGGUAUUGUCAACAAAGUCAUUCGAAGUCUGGUAAGUGACAACCGUAGCCCAUGCCAAUUCCUUGCUGACUUUGUCUCUUAUUCAGNNAUGGUAACUUUGAUCCCAUAUGCUUUGUCCCAAUCAGCUGAUUUCUUGGUCAUGGCACUCGGCUUCUGGUACGGAUCAAGACUGAUCACAGAAGGAGAAUACUCUACAACUCAAUUCUUCGUGAUUUUCCUGUGUGUCAUCUUCGGUGGCCAAGGAGCAGCUCAAUUCUUCGGCUACACAACCUCAAUCACCAAAGCACGAGGUGGUGUAAACUACGUCCUCUGGCUUCGCACCAUCAAACCUCAAAUCUGCGAGACGGACCACAACAAAGGCAAAGGACCCCAAGAAGACGCUGUUAAUAUGGAACUCGAGCAUGUCGACUUCCAGUACAAGCAACGCAAUGUUGCAAAAGUGCUGAGUGACAUCUCGAUGAAGAUCAGCGCGGGAACAUAUGCUGCAUUUGUCGGUCCCUCUGGUUGCGGCAAGAGCACCAUCAUAUCUCUUCUCGAGCGCUUUUAUGAUCCAACAUCAGGUCGUCUUACGCUAAAUGGCGAUGACAUCUCUUCCAUGUCGCCGAAACAAUAUCGAAGCUGCAUGUCACUGGUCCAACAAGAACCACCGUUAUACAUUGGCUCUGUACGUCAAAAUAUCACAAUCGGACUGGACUACGAACCCUCGGAUGCAGAGAUUUUGGAGGCUUGUCGUCAAGCCAAUGCUUUAGACUUUGUUACUUCGUUGCCGGAAGGACUUGCAACACCAUGUGGUUCACGUGGUCUACAGUUUAGCGGAGGUCAGCGCCAACGUAUCGCUGUUGCCCGAGCACUGAUUCGCAAACCCUCCCUGCUGCUUCUUGAUGAAGCGACUUCUGCACUGGACACACAAAGCGAGCGUGUGGUGCAANAAGCACUGGAUGAAGCGGCUGCUGGUAGAACUACUAUUGCUGUCGCCCAUCGACUGAGCACUAUCAGGCACGCUCAUGUCAUUUUUGUGAUUGAGGAUGGCAAGAUCGUGGAGAUGGGAACACAUGAAGAGUUGCAAGGGUUGAAAGGAAAGUAUCAUGCUAUGUGUCUAGCCCAGACUCUGGACCAAGCUUGA
Aureobasidium uvarum is the source of this 3918-nucleotide messenger RNA. The record is from the annotation of a GenBank genome assembly. Lineage: Eukaryota; Fungi; Ascomycota; Dothideomycetes; Dothideales; Saccotheciaceae.